This is a messenger RNA of Pseudoliparis swirei, 2760 nucleotides long. It is a transcript of the gene lmf1, whose product is annotated as lipase maturation factor 1. The transcript has 11 exons. Gene Ontology annotation, cellular component: endoplasmic reticulum membrane. The record is from RefSeq and is a predicted model, not a curated record. Gene Ontology annotation, biological process: protein maturation. The coding region runs from base 1 to 1743 and encodes 580 amino acids. NCBI's taxonomy places the organism in Eukaryota, Metazoa, Chordata, Actinopteri, Perciformes, Liparidae.
AUGGCGGCCUCCGGUGACAGCUCGGGGAGCUCCGUGAGGAGGAGACGCGGCGGCGGCGGCGGGGAGACGGAGCCCGCUGACACCGGGGAGGACACCGGGGAGGACACCGGGGGGGACACCGGGGAGGACACCGGGGGGGACACCGGGCCUCCGUCGCUCCGGACCGGGACCUACUGGCUCACGCGCAUUGUGCUGCUGCGCGCCGUCGCUUUUAUUUACCUCGUGGCGUUCAGCGUGGCGUACCACCAGAACAAGCAGCUGAUCGGCGAGCGCGGCCUGAUGCCGUGCGGCGACUACCUGAGGAGCGUGAAGCGCUACGUGGGCGGCAGGAUCGGCGCGGCCGCCUUCGCCUACGCGCCCACCGUCCUCUGGCUCGUGGACUGGGGCGACAUGGACGCCAACCUGGACGGCGUCGCGCUGGCGGGGAUGGCGCUGGCCGCGUUCGUCCUCGUGACGGGGAUGGCCAACAUGGUUGUCAUGGUUACGCUGUGGGGGCUCUACCACUCGCUGGUCGGCGUGGGACAGCUGUGGUACUCCUUCGGUUGGGAGAGCCAGCUGCUGGAGACGGGCUUCCUGGCCGUGUUCCUGGUCCCGGUGUGGACUCUGUCCCGGGUUCCCCGCCGCUGCCCACCCUCCCUCGUCUGCAUCUGGACCUUCCGGUGGCUCAUUGUUCGCAUCAUGCUGGGAGCGGGUCUCAUAAAAAUCCGAGGUGACAAAUGCUGGAGAGACCUCACCUGCAUGGACUACCACUACGAGACCCAGCCGGUUCCCAGCCCCAUGUCCUACUACAUGCACAGCUCCCCGUGGUGGGUUCACCGCGCCGAGACGUUCUCCAACCACCUCAUCGAGCUCCUCUUCCCGCUCUUCACCUUCUUGGGCCGGCGGAUGCGGAGCUUCAACGGAGGGAUCCAGAUCCUGUUCCAGGUGGUUCUGAUCGUGAGCGGGAACCUCAGUUUCCUCAACUGGCUGACCAUCGUUCCCAGUCUGGCCUCUUUCGACGACGCGGCGCUGGCCUUCUUGUUCCACUCUGGGGGCGGAGCCAAGCAGGCGGUGCUCCAGAUACAGAGCGAGGAUGCGGCCGGACUCGCCCCCAAACCCACCAAAGGUAUGCUGAUGCGCCGCGUGGUGAACUUCUCUCUGGGCGUUCUGAUUGGCUGCCUGAGCGUUCCCGUGGUGAUGAACCUGUUCAGCUCCAAGCAGGUGAUGAACACGUCCUUCGACCCACUGCGCAUCGUCAACACCUACGGGGCCUUCGGCAGCAUCACCAAGCAGCGCACCGAGGUGGUCUUCCAGGGGACCCUGAGCCCGGACCCCCAGGACCCAGCGGCGCUGUGGGAGGAGUACCAGUUCCCGUGUAAGCCCGGCGACGUGUCCCGCCGGCCCUGCCUCGUCACGCCGUACCACUACCGGCUGGACUGGCUCAUGUGGUUCGCUGCUUUCCAGACCUACGAGCAGAGCGAGUGGGUGAUCCACAUCGCCGGACGUCUGCUGUCCAAUGACAGCGCGGUGCUGUCACUGCUCGACCACAACCCCUUCAGAGGCGGAGCACCUCCCAGGUGGGUUCGAGGAGAACACUUCCGGUACCGGUUCAGCCAGCCGGGCAGCGCCAGCGCGGCGGAGGGGAAGUGGUGGCUGAGGAGACGCAUCGGGGCCUACUUCCCCCCCGUGGACCUGGAGGGUCUCAGGGGCUACUUCCAGUCCCGGAGCUGGCCGCACCCGCACCUAAAGCCCACCGGAACCUGAAGCCCACCGGGACCUAAAGCCCACCGGGACCUGAAGCCCACCGGGACCUGAAGCCCACCAGGACCUAAAGCCCACCGGGACCUGAAGCCCACCGGGACCUGAAGCCCACCAGGACCUGAAGCCCAAACAGGACCUAAAGCCCACCAGGACCUGAAGCCCAAACAGGACCUAAAGCCCACCAGGACCUGAAGCCCAAACAGGACCUAAAGCCCACCAGGACCUAAAGCCCACCAGGACCUGAAGCCCAAACAGGACCUAAAGCCCACCAGGACCUGAAGCCCACCAGGACCUGAAGCCCAAACAGGACCUGAAGCCCACCAGGACCUGAAGCCCACCAGGACCUGAAGCCCAAACAGGACCUGAAGCCCACCGGGACCUAAAGCCCACCAGGAUCUAAAGCCCACCAGGAUCUAAAGCCCACCAGGACCUGAAGCCCAAACAGGACCUAAAGCCCACCAGGACCUGAAGCCCAAACAGGACCUGAAGCCCAAACAGGACCUGAAGCCCAAACAGGACCUGAAGCCCGACCAGGACCUAAAGCCCACCAGGACCUGAAGCCCACCAGGACCUAAAGCCCACCAGGACCUGAAGCCCAAACAGGACCUAAAGCCCACCAGGACCUGAAGACCUGAAGACCUUGACUAUGGUAUUAAAAGGGAAAUCCGGCAGUUUUUAUUGUGCUGGUGUGGAACACGGACCAUGGACGGCCAUCGGGUGUCUUUAGUUUAAUUUUAUAUAUAUAUAUUUAUAUGUAUAUAUUUAUAUGUAUGUAUAUAUAUUUAUAUGUAUAUAUAUUUAUAAUGUAUAUAUAUAAAUAGGGGGUGUCGUUCUCCAGCUGAUUCACGUCACCUGGGCUUUUGUGCUCCUCACUCUGUACUGAGUCACGUGAUUAAUGAGGAGGGCGUUCCUCCAGAGCCGUACAUCUUCAUCAGUGACCACAUCAAUAAUAAAUCACCUUCUGGCCAGAUCCUCCUCAAAUUGAAGAAACAUCAAUAAACAUUUAUUUUAUAUACUUUA